Monopterus albus (swamp eel) is the source of this 3270-nucleotide messenger RNA. RefSeq names its product epidermal growth factor receptor substrate 15-like 1. Gene Ontology annotation, molecular function: calcium ion binding; cadherin binding. The record is from RefSeq and is a predicted model, not a curated record. The transcript is spliced from 24 exons. NCBI's taxonomy places the organism in Eukaryota, Metazoa, Chordata, Actinopteri, Synbranchiformes, Synbranchidae. Gene Ontology annotation, cellular component: cytoplasm; plasma membrane; clathrin coat of coated pit. Gene Ontology annotation, biological process: endocytosis; endosomal transport.
CCCACCGGAACCACAGAUGGUAAUCUGAUCUGUCGCUGGUCGUGCCCGCGCGGUUAAGGGGCGUACGCGCACUCCCGAGACACCAGGAAAUAUGGCGGCACUCAUGACUCUCAGUCAGUUGUCAAGUGGAAGUCCAGUCUACGAAAACUACUACAGACAGCUGGAUCCAGGAAACACAGGCAAAAUAUCUGCUGGAGAUGCAGCUCAGUUCCUUAAGAAAUCAGGACUGUCAGACAGUACACUGGGGAAGAUUUGGGAUUUGGCAGAUUUGGAAAGAAAAGGCUAUUUAGAUAAGAAGGGUUUCUUCAUAGCUUUGAGACUGGUGGCCUCAGCACAAGGCGGAAAUGAUAUCAGCCUGAACAACCUCAACCAAAAUUUAGCUGCACCCAAGUUUAACGACACUAACAGCCCAUUAUUAAGUGUUUCAACAACAGCACCUGACUCACAGUGGGCAAUAAGGUCUGAAGAAAAAGGGAAGUUUGAGGGCAUUUUUGAGAGUCUGUCUCCUGUAAAUGGCCUCCUCUCUGGUGAUAAAGUCAGGCCAGUUUUGAUAAACUCCAAGCUACCUCUGGAUGUUUUAGGAAAGAUUUGGGACCUAGGUGAUAUAGACAAAGAUGGGCACUUGGAUAAAGAUGAAUUCACAGUGGUCAUGCAUCUUGUGUAUCGAGCCAUGGAGAAGGAGCCUGUCCCAACUAGUUUACCUGCUUCCCUCAUCCCCCCUUCUAAAAGGAAGAAGUCUGCAGGUGGGCUACCAGGUGCUGUGCCUGUGCUACCUACUCUGUCUGGGCUUCCUGGUGGUCUGGGUCUUCUCAAAGAGACCUUGCGAAACACACCUCCUCUGGGCAGUGCUACUCCUGUCAGUACUGGUGCUGUCAACCUCUCUCCAAAACAAUCCUUCAGAUCCAGCUCACCGCCAGCAGUGAACUGGGUGGUACCGGUGGCUGACAGGGAGAGAUAUGAUGACAUUUUCAAACAAACAGACACCGACAAUGACGGCCUCGUCAGCGGCACUGAGGUCAUAGAGAUCUUCAUGCAGUCCAGUCUCUCCCAGACAAUGCUGGCACAGAUAUGGGGAUUAGCUGACACUAAACAGACAGGAAAGCUGACUCGGGAGCAGUUCUCUCUGGCCAUGCAUCUGAUCCAGCAGAAGGUCACUAAAGGUGUGGACCCACCCUCCACUCUCACUCCAGACAUGAUUCCCCCCUCAGAAAGGACUGCAGCAUCAGUGGUGGGUCCCGUGAGUUCUGACUAAACAUCCGAGGGUAAAGGAGAAAUAACAGAAUGUGUUACUUGCGUCUUUUGCUCUUCUCCCACUUUUUCUGCCUAUAGGGAGAAAUUCAUCCUGGAGCAGGAGCUCAGGAUAAAGGAGGACACCAUCAGGCAACAAAACAGUGAAGUCCAGGACCUGCAGAAUGACUUGGACAGGGAGAGCAGCAGCCUGCAAGACCUAGAGUCCCAGAAGCAGGAUUCCCAGGAGCGUCUGGAGGAGAUGGACCAGCAACGCUCCAAACUCGAGGGAAUGCUCAACGACAUCAAGCAGAAGUGCCAGGAAGAGUCCCAGACGAUCUCUUCUCUGCAGAGCCAGAUCAGCUCUCAGGAAACCAACCUCCGGAGCCAGGAGGACGAACUGAGCCGAACCAAGGCGAACCUGAGCCGGCUGCAGGAGGAGGAGGCCCAGCUGGAGCAGAGCCUGCUCUCUGGUCGCGUCCAGCUGGACAGCAUCAUAAAGUCCCUCAAAACCACCCAGGAAGAGAUCAGCCAGGCUCGCAGUAAACUGUUGCAUAUCCAGGACAGCCAAAAAGAGGUGACCAAGACCAUUGAGCAGUACAACAGCGCUUUGAGUGACAUAAACAGAGGAAACUUGAGCAACCUGCCAGUGUUAAGUGAAGGGCUCGCUGAGAAGGAGAGCGGAGGUUUCAGAAGUGCGAAUGAUGCUUUCAAGUCAAAGAUCGCCAUGUUUAACAGCAGUAGUGCUAAGGAGCUUCCAGCAGACCCCUUCCAGACAGAAGACCCCUUCAAGUCCGACCCCUUCAAAGAUCCAUUUGGAGAAGACCCUUUCAAAGAAAGUGAUCCUUUCAAAGGCACGUCAUCGGAAGACUUUUUUAAGAGGACAGACAAGUCUGACCCAUUUGGAUCAUCAGACCCUUUUGGUAGAAAACCCACUCCGCCAGUGAAGCCAGGUGCCCUCAACAGGAGCGACCCAUUUGCAUCAACCAGCCCAAAACUAAAGGAUUCAGAUGUGUUUGGGACAGUGGACCCUUUUGGAAGCAAGGGGGGUGGAUUUGCCGACUUCAGUCAGAUGUCAAAGAAGUCAGACACCCCUGUGCUCCCAUCAAAGAAACCUGUGCCUAACCGGCCUGCACCCCCCUAUGUAGGUAUGCUCAGUUUGGGUGCAUCAGAGCCGUUCCAGAGCGUUUGCCCCACAGCAAACAGUACAGACUCUUUUGUUCCGACACACACGAGCAAAGCAUCCAAAGACUCUCCUGUGGGUUUAGCAGACUUUGGCUCUGAUCUGAACAUGUUAAGUUUGGAAGUGAGAGGCAGCAGCUGCAGUGGGCCAAGUGGGAGAGCGAGCGUGAGGAGCAGGAGAGGCUGAGAAGGCUGCGACUUCAGGAGGAGCAGGACCUGGAGCUUGCCAUUGCUCUCAGCAAAGCUGACAUGCCCAGCGCCUGAACAGGCAUGCCCCACCACAGCUUUUAGUCCUCUUCCUUCUGCCUUACAGUCCUCCAUUCACAGGCUCAUGACGGCAGCAUCAACACUGGCCCAACCUGACUAGCAGCCCCUGUUACCAGUUUGUUUUAAUGACCAGUGGUUCUCCAGCUAUGACAGGGCUCAUGUCAGAUGACUCCAUAUUUAGCAACCAGUUAGGGUUAGUUGCUCCCAAACUACACAGAAACUACAAUCAGGGACAAUAUGGAGUCACUUUAUGUAAGCCUGGUUUCAUCCUGCAAGAACAUAACAGUUAAUGCAACCUGCACCAACAGGGUACUUGAAUACAACCAUAUCUUGUUAUGGCUAAUCACCCUGCCUUAUCCAAAAGCCUGUUUGUUACCAAAAAACCCAACCUUUUAAGAAUGUUUUAGUUUUAUUUAUAACAAAAACAAUGAAUUGUGGUAUAUGAAGUACUCGUAAAGUGUGCCGUUUUAUAAAAUCUUUAAUUACUUAGAAAAUUUCAUAUUAAAAAUCAAACCAUACAAGGUAACUACUGUUAGCCUGGCAUUGAGUUUGUCUAAUUCCAAAUAUUUUUGUUUUGUUUUUUUUCAAAGAAAC